AAAGAUGCAACUGUGUGGCGUAAACCAUCAGAGGAAUUCUGUGGAUAUCUCUACAAAGCUCAAGGAGUGGUGGAAGAUGUUACUAACAGAAUAGUGGAUCAUAUUCGCCCUGGACCUUAUAGGCUAGACUGGGACAGCUUGAUGACUACAAUGGACAUCAUGGAAACUUUUGAAGAGAACUGCUGUGUGAUGCGCUACACCACUGCUGGCCAGCUCUGGAACAUCAUAGCACCAAGGGAGUUUGUGGAUUUCUCUUACACUACAAGCUAUGAAGAUGGGCUUCUAACAUGUGGUAUAAGCCUAGACUAUGGAGAGGUGAGACCUAACUUUGUCCGUGGAUUCAAUCACCCUUGCGGUUGGUUCUGCGUCCCUCUCAAGGACUAUCCUAGCCACAGCCUUUUGACAGGCUAUAUUCAGACUGAACUGCGAGGGAUGCUACCACAAUCUGCAGUAGACACUGCCAUGUCUAGUACCCUGGCCAAUUUCUACUCUGACCUCAAAAAGGCACUGAAAACAUAGACAAACAGUGACUUAAAAGCCCAUGCGUUUCUUGCAAUCAAACUAUAUUGUUUAGCUUAGCAUAGGUUAGCUACUGAGUUAAGAGGUGAGUAACAUUGUUCCUGAAUGAUACCUGAACCUUUAUGUAGAGGGAUCCAAACAACUUUACCAAGUACUUUUUGAUGUGAUACUUAGCACACAUUCCUAAUUCACAGCGCAAGAUUCUGUUUCCUGUUCAGCACUCUGCAGCUGUGUGAGGAGUAGUCUGAAUCUAUAAACCUCUGGCUUCCUAGGUAGAAAACACAAGGUGUGUGGGGGGACUUGACUUGAAAAAUGCAGCAUGAACUCAGCUCUCACCAACAGUAUUGAGAGUGGAGUGCUCAGGAUUUUGCAGGUGCAGGUCGCUGUACAGGCAGGAUCUCACUGAAGAUGUGAUUUUGUAAUAUAUAUAUUUUUAUAUUUACUUAAAAUUUUUGAUUUAUGUAGUUUGUACGGGUGCAUCUGUAAUUUGUUUUAAAAGAUUUGCUUUGAUUUAUCGUAGGGAUUACAUAGCUAAGUUGUUAAAUUAUACUAUUCAUAAGAAAGCUAUUCGCUCUUGUUAGUAAAAAUAAGUAUUCAUUAUUGGCAUUUCUUUGAUGUUGUAACUGUAACUUAAUUAACUGUUAUAUAUAACAGUCUCAGUGCAUAGAUAAAGAAAUGCCCUUACAGCUGAUCCAAAGCUCAUUUAAGUCAUCAGGUGUCUUUCCAUAGUUUUUACUGGGCUUUUAAUCACACAGUUGUCAAAAUAGGAAACUUCCAUUGGAUCUUCUGUGAUACUCUGCACUUCUAAAGAAUUUUUUACUUAAAUUUGCAUGUAAUUGUGUGUGUGGGUUUUUUGUGUCUUCCUUAACUGAACAACCUGGAAUUACUAAAGCGACAGAAAGGACCACUAUAUAGUAUAGGUAUAGGCAUUGGUGUAGCCACAACGGCACAGACUGCCAGCAUGCUGGUACAGCACACUGGAGUGUUCUGUGGUAGUACCCCUAGAUUGAUCUUUGCAAUAAAUGAAGUGAGCAUCUUAAAACAUGAGCAACUGAAGGCCAAAGCUCAAGCUGCAGAGUUGCUCAGAUCUGCUGGAGGAUGGAGGGUGAGAUUUUUAAGGAUAUUUAGCCAGCCAGUGAUGCUGACAGGUACAUAGCAGGGACUUUCAAAAGAUUACUGUCUGUGCUGUUAGGAACCUGAAUUCUGUUUAAAACCUGACAUUAAGCUUUUAAUGUUGGCAUGCAUCAUUUGCUCAGGUGAGAUUGUAAUUAUCCCUAUGCUUUACCAGUGCUAGUAGAGGCAAGUUUAGCUGCAUAGUAAAUAGGGAAAGUACCUCGGAGCCCUAAUAUUUUGGGGGCAUUUCUAUGCAUACAAUCCAAGGACUGAUAAUGGACUCUUAGGAAAAAAAAAUUCAGAUGAAAAUUGUUCCCCUGCAAUAUUGGCUCUUUGGACACUGGCCACUGUAGCUGAACUCUGAACAGUGAGGACUUUUCUUUCUCAUUGCUCAAGUGGAGAGGUAGAAAAGAGAUGACACCAAGUAUAGUGAGGGCUCUCCCAACAUGCUUCAUGUAUUG
Messenger RNA from Pygoscelis adeliae (Adelie penguin), 2093 nucleotides. It is a transcript of the gene STARD4, whose product is annotated as StAR-related lipid transfer (START) domain containing 4. Gene Ontology annotation, biological process: intracellular cholesterol transport; cholesterol transport involved in cholesterol storage; cholesterol import. The transcript has 4 exons. NCBI's taxonomy places the organism in Eukaryota, Metazoa, Chordata, Aves, Sphenisciformes, Spheniscidae. Gene Ontology annotation, molecular function: cholesterol binding; cholesterol transfer activity. Gene Ontology annotation, cellular component: endoplasmic reticulum; cytosol. The annotation marks the transcript as partial. The record is from RefSeq and is a predicted model, not a curated record.